AUGAAGCAAAACGGUGCCUUCCCUGCAAAUGGGUAUUCUAAUAAUAUAGUCGAGGAAUACAUGUCUCCGGCAGUAGAUGGUCUAUAUGAUGCUGAUUUCGAAGCCUUUAAAGUGCUUAGUGAUAAAGAGAAACGGGAAAUUAUCAUCAAGGAGGCAGAGACCUUUGGCAUGGAGAAACCGCAGGGAUACAGCGUUUCUUUUCAUUACAAUCCACAUGUCGAAUACCACCACUUUGGAAGCUCCCAUCCGAUGAAACCCUGGAGGUUAACCCUUACGAAACAUCUGGUCUUGGCCUAUGGACUAGAAUUUACUAUGGAUCUAUAUCAACCGCCACCCGCUACUUUUGAGCAGCUCUCGCAGUUUCACGAUGAAGGUUACCUCGAAUUUCUAAGCAAAAUUACACCGCAGAACGUCGAGCACGAUGACCCAAGCUAUCUUGCAUAUGGCUUUGGUGGCGAAUCUAACGACUGUCCUGUUUUUGAUGGUCUAUGGAACUAUGUCACCCUUUACAGCAAUGCUUCGCUCUGGGCCGCCAACAGCCUGACUAGCCAACAAUCUAGCAUCGCCAUCAACUGGUCCGGCGGCCUUCACCACGCCAAGAAGAACAUGGCCUCGGGCUUCUGUUACAUCAACGACAUUGUCCUUGCCAUCCAGCAAUUACUCACUCGACAUCAACGCGUGCUCUACAUCGACAUCGACGUCCACCAUGGCGAUGGCGUCGAGCAAGCGUUUGAGUCCACAGAUCGUGUCUUUACCCUGUCCUACCACAAAUUCGGAAUCGAUAAGAACGGUUACCCUUUUUUCCCCGGGACAGGCAAUAUCCACGAAAUGGGACCAAAUGAUCCUUCAAGUAGGGGCAAAGGACACACUCUAAAUAUCCCGCUUGAAGAUGGCAUCGACGAUGAUCAGUAUAAAUGGCUCUUCAAAACGAUUACCGGCGCUGUUGUUGAGAAAUACCAACCUGAAGCCAUUGUCCUCCAGUGUGGCGCGGACUCGCUCGGUGGCGAUCGCUUGGGGAAGUUCAACUUGAACAUCAAGGCGCAUGGCUCCUGUGUUGAGACGGUUAAGAGUUUUGAGAAACCGCUUCUGCUCAUAGGAGGGGGAGGCUAUACGCCCAGGAACGUCGCGCGCACUUGGUGUCAUGAGACAGCUGUCUGCGUUGGAGCAACACUCCAUAAUAAUCUACCAACCCACCUCCCAUAUAUCCAGGCUUUCCAGGGCGAUGAGAACGGCGGUGGUACACUCUACCCAGACCUUCAUAACACUAAGCGUCACGAUAAUGUCAAUUCAGCCCAGAAACUGCAAAAGCUUGUCCAACAUGCUCUAGAAAACCUGCGGUAUCUCGAAGGCGCUCCUAGUGUCGUAGUAAAUACGAUUGGCUUGACGGAAGACGAAAUCAUGAAAGUCCGAGAGGAGGUCGAACAGGAGCUUGAAGACGAGGCAGAAGAUAGGGGGGUACAUCUCAGCGUGGAGCGGAAUCGGAGAACGAGGGAACGGAAUGUUGGGGGACGCGGCGAGCGAGGACUGCGUUGA
Molecule: messenger RNA, 1533 nt
Organism: Lindgomyces ingoldianus
Lineage: Eukaryota; Fungi; Ascomycota; Dothideomycetes; Pleosporales; Lindgomycetaceae
Product: putative histone deacetylase
Exons: 2
Coding region: 1-1533 (510 amino acids)
Molecular function (GO): histone deacetylase activity
Source: RefSeq, a predicted model, not a curated record